AGUUAAACAAUUAAUCCAAACAGCCACAUAAUUGCAAACCCCAAUGGCUAAUUGUGUUUAAUUUGCAACUGCAAAUUUGCAAUCUCAUUAAAUAAAUAAAUAAAUAAACGUUUGCAAUUGCAUUAUGCACAACAAAACAUAGCCCACCAACAAAUAUAAAUGGGCCGGGAUUUAGAGAAAAAAACAGGGCCGAACAAGAUGACGUCGUUUGUAUCGACGUUAACUAGGCCCAAAUCAGCCCAAGCAAUAUCCCUCACUAAAACCCCUUUAACCGCCGUCCACCAUGCCGCAAUGACCACCCACAAGCGCUGGCCCCUCGGGGCACUCCGCCGUGCCGUUUCGCGGUCUUUCUCCUCCUCUUCUUCCACUGCCUCCACCACGACUGAUGCUGCCUCAGCAACCUUUCCUCUCAAGAAUGUCACUAGAUCCAACUUUGAUUCCGUGCUAUCGGAGCUGCGCUCCCAUGUUCGAGCUGCCGACUUCGUGGCGAUCGACCUGGAGAUGACGGGCAUCACCAGCGCACCUUGGCGCGAGUCCUUCGAGUUCGACCGCUUCGAUAUCCGUUACCUCAAGGUCAGAGACUCCGCCGAGAAGUUCGCCGUCCUUCAGUUCGGAGUCUGCCCCUUCCGCUGGGACCCACUCAAGCAGUCCUUCAUUGCACACCCGCACAAUUUCUUUGUAUUUCCUCGUCAAGAGAUACCCCUUGAUGGACAAUCUUAUGAGUUCCUCUGCCAGACAUCAUCCAUGGAUUUCUUGGCUAAAUACCAGUUUGAUUUCAAUGCAUGCAUAAAUGAAGGAAUAUCUUUUUUAUCCAGAAGACAAGAAGACGAGGCACUAAGCCGAUUGAAACUUGGAUUGAUGGAUUCAUGGCAGGGCUCAAGUGAAUGUACAGACUUUCCAUUGGUCCGAGUGGCAGAUGUUCUCUUCACUGAGAGGAUGAAGAAAAAGUUGAGUGAAUGGCGUGAUGGAUUGUUGCAGAAUAGAGAUGGAGGUUUGCAAUAUCAAAGCCAUUCCAAUGAAUUAAAACAGCAACUUCAAACAGUUUUCUUCGAGAUGCGUCCAGCUCUUUCUCUGACUGGUUUUACUUCUCAUCAGCUUAAAUUAAUUAAAAUGUUGACAAAGAAACAUUUCAAAGACCUUGCUUAUGUUCAUAGGAGUAAUGAAAUUUCCUCACAAGAACUAGUAGUUUAUACUGACUCAGAGAGUGACAAGGACUUACUUAUGAAAAUGAUGAAGGAUGAUCAUCGCAAGCAGGCACAAAGGAAGAUCAAAGAUGCAGUUGGGUUCCGCCAUGUGGUUGAUCUUCUUUCAUCUGAAAGCAAGUUGAUUGUUGGUCACAAUUGCUUUUUAGAUAUUGCACACAUAUCCAGAAAAUUUUUAGGUCCUCUUCCUCCGACUGCUGAAGAAUUUGUCUCCUCUAUUAACAAGUACUUACCACACAUCAUUGACACCAAAAUACUAUUAAAUGCUGAUAACAUAUUACAACAACAAAUGAAAAGAGCAAGGACAACAUUAUCCUCAGCAUUUUCCAUAUUAUGUCCAGAAAUCGCUCAUGGCUCUAAAAGUUCCAUCUUACCUCAUCAACCGUGUGUUAAGGUUGAGGUCCAGGUGGAUGACUUGAGGUCCUCCAACUGGAACUCUGGAGCAAAGCAUGAAGCUGGGUAUGAUGCUUUUAUGACAGGAUGCAUAUUUGCCCAGGCAUGCAGUCAUCUGGGUGUUGAGUUCUCACCUUCCAGAAAUUUAGCCCAGAAUGAAAAGCUGCAAAAGCACAUCAACCUUCUGUAUCUGACUUGGACUAAUGGAGUCAUUAUUGAUCUAAGAACAGGUAAUAGGAUUGCAGAGUCUUUGGGUGCCAACCUAAAGAAGUUCCCACCUAUUUUAUUUGAGAAUAUCAUUUUAAUCUGGGGAUUCCCAUCUAAACUGAAAGCUAGAGAGAUAAGAGAAUGCAUCUCCAAAGUCUUUGGUCCUCGUUCUGUCACUGCCAUCUAUCACAUAGAUCAAACUGCAGUGUUUGUUCAGUUCAGCAAGACUGAAUUGGUCUCUGACUUCCUGACUUUGAAGGAAGUCUUGGAGAAAAACAAUGAUCUUAUAACAGAGUUGCAUCCUCUUUCAAAACUGUUGGAAGGUGGAAAUACUGGCGCUGCUAGCUAUGAAGCUUAUAAAGAGAUAUGCAGUUCACCCAUCGCAAAGAUCUUGUUUGCAGAUCAGGCAGAGGCAGUUGGUAUUAAAUGGAAAACCAAAUUGUUAGUGCCACAGGUUGAGGUAGAGACUCAAGAGCAUGCAAGUUCAAGUCCAGAAAGCACGGCUAAAACUGAAUCGGAUGUUGCUGGCGAAUCAGAGACAGCCAAGGAAGUUGGGGACAGUGAAGAGAAUAAUCCACCAUGUGGAAGAUUCAUGAAUGGUGAAAAGAAUAAUCCACCAUAUAGAAGAUUCAUGAGUGAUAAGAUCAUUGAUUCACUUUUUGCCGAUGAAGUUAAACAUAUUAGAACUGUCAAAUACUAAUCUGAAAUAAUUUCCUAAGAGCAAUCUGUAUUAUACUGAUAUUUUUCUUAUACCAAUCUUAGGAUAGAAGAUAUUUGAAUGUAGAUCUGUUAUUCGAUGGCAUUUUCAUUCUUGAGCCAUCUUUUGUACAUGAUGAAAUUCUUCGUUCGGCAUAAUAUUAA
Molecule: messenger RNA, 2663 nt
Organism: Rubroshorea leprosula
Lineage: Eukaryota; Viridiplantae; Streptophyta; Magnoliopsida; Malvales; Dipterocarpaceae
Source: the annotation of a GenBank genome assembly